This is a messenger RNA of Caenorhabditis elegans, 620 nucleotides long. RefSeq names its product CalciTonin/Diuretic Hormone 31 (gene ctdh-1). The transcript is spliced from 2 exons. Lineage: Eukaryota; Metazoa; Nematoda; Chromadorea; Rhabditida; Rhabditidae. The coding region runs from base 11 to 319 and encodes 102 amino acids. The record is from RefSeq and is marked reviewed.
GUAAAACAAAAUGAGCUGCUCCUCGUCAUCGAUGCUCUUCUUGGUGCUCAUCGCGACCACUGUGCUCAUCGCCGAGUCUCGUGUAUUCUAUAACCGAUUCGACGGCGGGCUCUCCUCAGAUCGUUUCAUGGAGCAGAAAAGGGAUGGUGCUGAAGCCUCGUACGACUAUGACGCCAACCAAGUAAUUCGAAACACAAUGAAGCGCAACCGUCAAUGCCUUCUCAACGCUGGUCUCUCUCAAGGAUGCGAUUUUUCUGAUCUCCUUCAUGCUCAGACUCAAGCUCGCAAGUUCAUGAGCUUUGCCGGACCAGGAAAGUGAAGAGAAUCGAGAAGGACACCUCACCUCAAAAGCGACGAAAAAUUUACAAAAUAUUCUUCCAAAGCAAUCAAAUAGUGCACAAUUUUUACAAUUUUCAAUUGUAUAUAAAAACUGAAAUAAUCAACAAUAAGAAUAAUAAUUUACAUUCAAUCAAAAAUAAUAAUAAUUUGAAACAAAACAAUUCUCUCGAUCUCUUUAUCCAUAUUCUCCAUUUCCUUUUCUCUCUCUCUCACUCUCUCCGUCAACUGUUUUUUGCCCAUCAAUGCACUCACUCUCUUUGAAAUGAAUGAUUACAACUGUU